Thamnophis elegans (Western terrestrial garter snake) is the source of this 4584-nucleotide messenger RNA. It is a transcript of the gene RIMS2, whose product is annotated as regulating synaptic membrane exocytosis 2. Gene Ontology annotation, molecular function: transmembrane transporter binding; small GTPase binding. Gene Ontology annotation, biological process: calcium ion-regulated exocytosis of neurotransmitter; positive regulation of synaptic transmission; regulation of synaptic plasticity. Gene Ontology annotation, cellular component: cytoskeleton of presynaptic active zone; presynaptic membrane. Lineage: Eukaryota; Metazoa; Chordata; Lepidosauria; Squamata; Natricidae. The record is from RefSeq and is a predicted model, not a curated record.
AUGUCGGCUCCUCUUGGGCCCCGAGGCGGCCCUGCUCCCCCUCCGCCUCCGCCGCCUCCGCCCGAGAUGCCCGACCUCAGCCACCUCACGGAGGAAGAGAGGAAGAUCAUCCAAGCCGUCAUGGACCGCCAGAAGAAGGAAGAAGAGAAGGAGCAGUCCGUGCUGAAGGGUAAAGAAGAACAAAAACAACCAGUGACACAGUGGUUUCCCUUUAGUGGGCUCACUGAGCGUAAUAACGUUCUUCAGCCACAGCAAAAACAACAAAAGGAAAAGGAGCCCCAGACGAAACUACACCAACAGUUUGAAAUGUAUAAAGAACAGGUGAAGAAAAUGGGCGAAGAAUCGCAGCAGCAGCAACAGCAGCAGCAGCAGCAGCAGCAACAACAGAAGGGCGAUGCUCCAACCUGUGGCAUUUGUCACAAAACAAAAUUUGCUGAUGGCUGUGGCCAUAACUGUUCAUAUUGCCAAACUAAAUUUUGUGCACGUUGCGGAGGACGAGUAUCUUUACGUUCAAACAAGGUAAUGUGGGUGUGUAAUUCAUGUCGAAAGCAACAAGAAAUCCUCACAAAAUCUGGAGCCUGGUUUUAUAACAGCGGAACUAACACCCCACAGAAGUCUGAUCAAGAGGGUUUUAGAGGACUGCAGAAUGAAAAAGCACCUCAGGACAAAAAAACAAAGCUGCAAGAACAGUCAGCCUUGGAACGAAGUAGAUCCCAAGGGAUUACAAGGCAAGAGUCCAUAAACGGUUCUGGAGGAAAGGUGGUGGGUGACCCAGCAGACAGAAAAAGAAGUCCAUCAAUACCCAGAGAUCAGAACAGGAGUUUCAAUCAGCUGGAGGAGAGAGACGACUAUCCACAGUAUGCAACAUCAGAUGCUGCAAUGCCAAGAUCACCAUCAGAUUAUACAGACAGACAUUCACAACAUGGGUUGCAACCAUACGAAGAACCUGAAAUCGAUGACUAUAGGGAUUCUAGCAGGAGAAAUCGCAGACGUUCACGGGAAUAUCCUUUAGAGGAAGAUGACAUGCAAAAUAGAGGGGAAUAUGAAAGGCAGCGGAGGGAGGAAGAAUAUCAAGCACGAUACCGAAGUGAUCCUAAUUUGGCUCGUUAUCCUGUCAAACCCCAACCAUACGAAGAGCAAAUGCGCAUUCAUGCUGAAGUCUCGCGUGCACGUCAUGAAAGAAGGCACAGUGAUGUGUCUUUGGCCAAUACUGAAUUGGAAGAUUCCCGGAUUUCGAUGAUGAGAAUGGACCGACCAUCCAGGCAAAGGUCUACCUCUGAACGCAGAGCUGCCAUGGACCAACGUUCGUAUUCAAUGGAAAGGACUCAGGGACUAAGUCCCAAUAGGCAGAGAACUGCAAAUCACAGUCCUCCAACACCUAGGAGGAGUCCAAUACCUUUUGAUAGACCAGAUAUGAGGAGAACUGAUCCAUUAAGAAAACAGCAUCAUUUAGACCCAAGCUCAGCCGUACGGAAGACAAAACGUGAAAAAAUGGAAACCAUGUUAAGAAAUGAUUCGUUGAGUUCGGAUCAGUCGGAAUCAGUUAGGCCUCCACCACCAAAGCCUCAUAAAACAAAAAAAGGAGGUAAAAUGCGCCAGGUGUCAUUGAGCAGCUCUGAAGAAGAGUUGGCUUCUACACCAGAAUAUACGAGCUGUGAUGAUGUAGAGAUUGAAAGUGAAAGUGUUAGUGAAAAAGGGGACAGUCAAAGGGGAAAAAGAAAAACUAGUGAGCAGGCAGUUUUGUCGGACUCUAACAUCUUAUCUGAAAGACAAAAGAAAAUGGUGUGUUUUGGUGGCCAGUCUUUGGAAGAGGACUUGGAAUGGUCUGAACCUCAGAUUAAGGAUUCUGGGGUAGACACUUGUAGUAGCACAACUCUAAAUGAGGAACAUAGCCAUAGUGAAAAGCAUCCUGUAACCUGGCAGCCAUCCAAAGAGGGAGAUGGCUUAAUUGGCCGAAUUUUGUUAAAUAAGCGCCUAAAAGAUGGAAGCGUGCCUAGAGAUUCAGGAGCAAUGCUUGGACUUAAGGUGGUUGGAGGAAAAAUGACUGAAUCAGGUCGACUAUGUGCAUUUAUCACCAAAGUAAAAAAAGGAAGUUUAGCUGACACAGUUGGACAUCUUAGGCCAGGUGAUGAAGUAUUAGAAUGGAAUGGAAGGCUUUUACAAGGAGCCACUUUUGAAGAAGUGUAUAACAUCAUUCUUGAAUCCAAACCAGAGCCACAAGUAGAACUUGUAGUUUCAAGGCCAAUAGGGGAUAUUCCCAGAAUACCUGACAGUACGCAUGCACAGUUGGAGUCCAGUUCUAGUUCAUUUGAAUCUCAGAAAAUGGAUCGGCCUUCCAUAUCAGUCACUUCUCCCAUGAGUCCUGGGAUGUUGAGAGAUGUUCCACAGUUUUUAUCUGGACAACUUUCAAGCCAAAGCCUUAGUAGAAGAACAGCGCCUUUUGUUCCUAGGGUUCAGAUAAAGUUGUGGUAUGACAAAGUUGGUCAUCAAUUAAUAGUCACAAUAUUGGGAGCAAAAGAUCUCCCUUCAGAGAAGAUGGGGACCAGGAAUCCCUACGUUAAGAUUUACUUUCUUCCUGACAGAAGUGAUAAAAAUAAAAGAAACAAAACAGUAAAAAAAACAUUGGAGCCCAAGUGGAACCAAACAUUUAUUUAUUCUCCAGUUCAUCGGAGAGAAUUUCGAGAGCGAAUGUUGGAAAUUACUCUUUGGGACCAAGCUCGUGUUCGUGAGGAAGAAAGUGAAUUUUAGGAGAGGUACUCAAUGCUAUUAUUAGACAGCAUUGCUGAUGAUGAGCCUCAUUGGUACAAACUUCAGACUCAUGAUAUGUCCUCAUUGCCACUUCCCCAUCCUUCCCCAUAUUUGCCACGCCGACAGCUUCAUGGAGAUAGCCCUACACGAAGGUUGCAAAAUAAAGGCUCAUAUUCAUAUAAUCCAGGAUCCAAAAGAAUAAGUGAUAGUGAAAUCUCGGACUAUGAUUGUGAUGAUGGAAUAGGAGUAGUGUCAGAUUACAGACAUAAUGGAAGAGAUCUUCAAAGUUCAACAUUAUCAGUGCCAGAACAAGUGAUGUCAUCCAAUCAUUGCUCUCGAUCAGGCUCUCCUCAGCGUGGUGACAGUAUAGGAAGAACUAGAUCAUGGUCUCCCAGUGUUCCUCCAUUACAACGGAAUGUGGAACAUGGGUCUCGAGGGACCCGAUCUACUCCUGCACAUUACAAUACCAUGAAUCGAAUGGAUAGACAUCGAAUAAUGGAUGACCACAACUGUCCAGACAGAGAGAGUCAUUAUCUCACUCUGCCUUGGUCCCAUCACACUCAAUCCAUUGACUACCAUCAUAGAGAUGCCAGCAAGGAUCACUCAUUGUAUCCUAACAUUUGUGAAGAUGCAAUCAGAUUACUUCGAUCACAUAGGAUGUGUCGUGCCUAUUCUGAGGGUGCUUACUAUGAGUUUGAGAGGAGGAGUAGGAAGGAGGAAAGAGAGCCUAAUACAUAUGUUGAUGACACGUUUAUUUCCCCUGCUCUCGAAAGGUAUUACAAUGGUGCAAGUUCAUGGGCAGAUCAUGUAGUCAAUGGUACAGCUGAAAAUCACAGGAAUUGGGACCCUAGACUACCAUAUCAAAGAUCCAGAUCAACAGAACAGCGUCCAGUGCUAGAGCGGCCCAGCCCCCGCUCCCGAUCCACUGAGCGUCCUGAGUCAAACCUCAUGAGAUCGAUGCCUUCAUUAAUGACUGGAAGAUCUGCCCCUCCCUCACCUGCAUUAUCGAGGUCACAUGCUCAUUCGGGGUCAGUCCAAACAAGCCCAUCAAGUACUCCGGUGGCAGGACGCAGGGGUAGACAGUUGCCACAACUCCCACCAAAAGGGACCCUGGAGAGAAAAGCAGGUGGUAAAAAACUGAAGAGUACAGUACAGAGAAGCACAGAAACUGGGUUGGCUGUGGAGAUGAGAAAUUGGAUGACACGUCAGGCCAGCAGGGAGUCUACAGAUGGCAGCAUGAACAGUUAUAGCUCAGAGGGAAAUUUGAUCUUUCCUGGUGUGCGGUUGGCAGCAGACAGCCAAUUCAGUGAUUUUCUGGAUGGACUUGGCCCUGCACAGCUAGUGGGACGCCAGACCCUAGCUACUCCAGCAAUGGGUGAUAUCCAAGUUGGAAUGAUGGACAAAAAGGGACAAUUGGAGGUAGAAAUAAUAAGAGCACGAGGCCUUGUUGUAAAACCAGGUUCAAAGACACUGCCAGCACCAUAUGUAAAGGUGUAUCUAUUAGAAAAUGGAGUCUGUAUAGCCAAAAAGAAAACAAAAGUGGCAAGAAAAACGCUGGAACCGCUUUACCAGCAGCUGUUGUCAUUUGAAGAGAGCUCUCAAGGGAAAGUUUUACAGAUUAUUGUAUGGGGAGACUAUGGGCGUAUGGAUCAUAAAUCCUUUAUGGGAGUGGCACAGAUACUUUUAGAAGAACUGGACCUGUCCAAUAUGGUGAUUGGCUGGUUUAAACUAUUUCCUCCUUCGUCCCUAGUAGAUCCAACUUUGGCCCCUCUUACAAGAAGGGCUUCCCAAUCAUCUCUUGAAAGUUCAACAGGACCGUCGUACGCUCGCUCAUAG